CUUUUCGCCUUCCACUCACCUCCUUCACGCCCUGUUCUCUCAAUCUCUCUCCUCGCAGUUCUACUGUCAGCUCUCUCCAUGGCUUUCGCUGCCCUGCGACUGUUCGUUAUCUUCGGCCUCUUGGCUGCCUCCUGCUUUGCUCAAGCCCCUCGAGGUGCACCGGCACAGCCCCCAACAGCAACCCCACCGACGGCCAGAUCACCUGCUCCCAGCACCCCGCCGCCGGCCACUCCACCACCAUCCACCCCUCCUCCGGCUGCAGCACCUGCUCCCACCACUCCUUCACCAAUGGCAUCUCCUCCUUCACCUACCCCUGCCGGUUCUCCACCACCGUCCUCUGAAUCACCUGCUAACUCCCCCACCUCACCUCCUCCUGAGGCUCCUACACCCGCUGGCGACGGUGCCCCUGCUUCCCCGCCGUCUGAUGGUUCCUCGCCGCCGCCAUCUGCUGCAUUCUCCGUCAGCAAGGCGUUCGUUGCCGGGACAGCUCUCGUGGGUACAUUUGUGGCCAUGGCCGUGAUCGCUUGAAGCUAGGAAGGAUGGAUUGGUUUCGUUAUCGGGAUUCGUCCACGUUGGAGAGAGAUAGGCCGUCGAUCUUGAUAUUUAUUGGACGGACGGACGAGAUCUGUUUGAUUUUUCUUCCGAGCUUUUCUUCUAUUUCGAUUCUCCCGAUCCGUUUCCUAUCUACUAUUAAUUGAGGGGUUUACUUUUUUUUUUUUUUUGUUUUCAUUGUGCUUCUAUGUUGAUUCGAGAUUUGAUGGUGAUGAUUAUUUGGUGAUUCAUUGUUGUGUUUUACACGUGUAUGUAGAUGACUGCCCUGAUCAUUUCGGUGUACAUCUCUAAUGAUAGAAUAUGAAUAAAACAGCUUGUAAUUCUUUUA
Messenger RNA from Prosopis cineraria, 880 nucleotides. RefSeq names its product classical arabinogalactan protein 9. The coding region runs from base 79 to 528 and encodes 149 amino acids. Lineage: Eukaryota; Viridiplantae; Streptophyta; Magnoliopsida; Fabales; Fabaceae. The record is from RefSeq and is a predicted model, not a curated record. The transcript has a single exon.